Messenger RNA from Malus domestica (apple), 665 nucleotides. The record is from RefSeq and is a predicted model, not a curated record. NCBI's taxonomy places the organism in Eukaryota, Viridiplantae, Streptophyta, Magnoliopsida, Rosales, Rosaceae.
GUAUACAAAGGAAUGUUAGCAAAUGGGAGAACUGUUGCUGUAAAUAAGUCGAAAAGUGUAGUUAUUGGAGACGAAGUGAGACAAUUCAUCAAUGAAAUUGUUCUGUCACAAGUUAUUGACAGGAAUGGGGUUAAAUUACUGGGUUGCUGUUUGGAGACUGAAGUACCCCUUUUGGUUUACGAGUUUAUAAACAAUGGAACUCUCUCUCAUUAUAUUCAGCACCCGAACGAGGAGUUUCCUCUUACAUGGGAAAUGCGGUUACAAGUUGCAACCGAAGUUGCAGGAGCACUAUCAUACUUACACUCGGCAGUUUCCUGUCCUAUUUACCACCGAGACAUCAAGUCUUCGAACAUACUGUUGGAUGAUAAAUACAGAGCCAAAGUGGCAGACUUUGGGACAUCAACAUCUGUCGCCAUUGACAAAACACACCUUACCAUGACACAGGUAAAUGGAACAUUCGGUUAUUUGGACCCGGAGUACUUUCAGACUAGCCAAUUUACGGACAAGAGUGACGUUUGUUGAGCUAUUGACAGGAAAAAAAACCAAUUUUUAAGACAGAGUCACAAGAACCCAUGAGCCUAUCACAUUAUUUUCUUCUUUCCAUGGACGAGUAUCGUUUGUUCGAUAUUCUUGAUGCCCAAGUUGUGAAAGAUGCCAGGAAGGAA